GCUGCUUGAGAACCACUGUCACAUGUGCAUACUUUUUUCUAAAUUGCCUUGAUCUCUGCUGCUCCUUUUUUUCUCUCCCCUCCAUCCAGCCUGGUCAGGCACCAGCCUCCCGAGCCCUUCCCCCACCCCCGCCCGCACUCCCCACAAACGGCCAAAGGCUCCUUGUGAGGCAAUCCUUCUAUCCUUGGUGCCUUCCUUUACACGAUGAGUGAUGACUUUUUUAUCUCCUGAUGAUGAAACACAGCCUUCAGCUGGAGGCAUUUAAGGCGCAGGACGCACGGUCCAGCCGCGGCUGCAGGACCCAGAGGCCAACCCUGACGGCCCAGGAGAGGAGCCAAGAGCACCACCACCAGCCUCCACGCCUGCCCCACCGCCAAGGAACCAUGCUCCUCGCCACGUUUAAGCUGUGCGCCGGGAGCUCCUACCGACACGUGCGCAACAUGAAGGGGCUGAGGCACCAGGCUGUGCUGGCCAUCGGCCAGGAGCUGAACCGCAGGGCCCCGGGGGGCCCGACCCCAGCUGCCUGGAUUAACCAGGUUCGGCGUCGCGGCUCUCUGCUCGGUUCUCAGCUGGAAGACACUCUCUACAGCAACCAAGAACUGGCCUAUAUCCAGCAGGGAGAGGAGGCCAUGCAGAGGGCCCUAGGCAUCCUCAGUGACCAGGAGGGCUGGAAGAAGGAGAGCCAGCAGGCGAAUGGGGACGAAGUGUUGAGUAAAGUGAUCCCAGACGUGGGCAAGGUGUUCCGGCUGGAGGUGGUAGUGGACCAGCCCGUGGAGAGGCUUUACGAAGAGCUCGUGGAGCACAUGGAGGCCAUGGGCGAGUGGAACCCGAAUGUCAAGGAGAUCAAGGUCCUGCAGAAGAUUGGAAAAGACACAGUCAUCACUCACGAGUUGGCCGCAGAGGCGGCAGGAAACCUUGUGGGGCCCCGAGACUUCGUGAGUGUGCGCUGUACCAAGCGCCGGGGCUCUGUGUGUGUGCUGGCUGGCAUGGCCACACACUACGGGGAGAUGCCCGAGCAGAAGGGCGUCAUCAGAGCUGAGCACGGCCCCACCUGCAUGGUGCUCCAUCCCCUGGCUGGAAGCCCCUCAAAGACCAAACUCACCUGGCUGCUCAACAUUGACCUCAAGGGAUGGCUGCCAAAGACUAUCAUCAACCAGGUCCUCUCGCAGAUCCAGGUGGACUUUGCCAACCACCUGCGCAAGCGCCUGGAGUCCCGCCCUGCUCUGGAAGCCAGGUGUUGAAGACCAGCCUGCUGCUGCCAACGGCUCCCAGCUGAGCGCGCUUGCAGGCUCACGAGGAGGUCUCUGCUGGAAGCCUACAAGUCUGUUAAAGAUCUUCAUCCAGGGACAGGGAUGGGAUGGUGGUGCGUGUCCAGUAUGAUACUAGAACUCAGAUGGGUAACAUUUUAGUACCAAGAAAGUGGGGACAAGGCUCUUUUAACUUCAUUCACUGAUUAGCUGUAAAAUGAAGCACAGGGGUCCCAAAAUAUUUGUAAAAAUAUUUUUCUGGGUCCUUACUUGUCUACCUAGAAACAUCUUUAAAAUGCUACCAGUUAACGAAUGCAGGGUGCAGAGGGUGCAAAAUACCAGGAUUAGGACCGCACGUUUGAUGAGCUCAAGAGCUCCGUUCCCUGUGGGCAAUGUGUGCAGACAGAGCAGGUCUUACA
This is a messenger RNA of Aethalodelphis obliquidens (Pacific white-sided dolphin), 1666 nucleotides long. RefSeq names its product steroidogenic acute regulatory protein (gene STAR). Lineage: Eukaryota; Metazoa; Chordata; Mammalia; Artiodactyla; Delphinidae. The coding region runs from base 231 to 1241 and encodes 336 amino acids. Gene Ontology annotation, molecular function: cholesterol binding; cholesterol transfer activity. Gene Ontology annotation, cellular component: mitochondrion. The transcript is spliced from 7 exons. The record is from RefSeq and is a predicted model, not a curated record. Gene Ontology annotation, biological process: regulation of steroid biosynthetic process; intracellular cholesterol transport; steroid biosynthetic process.